Funneliformis mosseae is the source of this 174-nucleotide messenger RNA. The record is from the annotation of a GenBank genome assembly. NCBI's taxonomy places the organism in Eukaryota, Fungi, Glomeromycota, Glomeromycetes, Glomerales, Glomeraceae.
GAACUUUUUCAAGUUUUCUCAGAGAGAGAUAGUUGGAGAAUGUCCACCAUUGCGUUGUUUGGGGAUACUAUAAGGGCAGUAAGAAGGGCAGUGAGGAGAGCAUACAUUUUAGUGCACGUGGAGGAGGGCCAAUUUUUGUCCGUUCGAGAUCCUAUUAAUGAGCCAUCAGUGUAA